ACGACGACGACGACGACUACGUUGUUCUUGACUAUAUGUAUAACUUAUGUGCGAGUACUCGGUUGGCGGUGGUAAUACACGAGGAGCGGCGGUGCAAAGUGGCGAGGCAAGCGGGUGCCGCUGUUAGUGCCGCUGGCGCGUCAGUCCGCGUCUAAAAGCGGUCGAGGCGAAGACGCGCGCGCCACUCGCUCGCGAAUAACCGGCCCGAGCCAUCACGAGCCCGAGCGGCCAGAGGCUACAUGCUGUGGAGGAGCAGCGCCGACGACGGACGCAGGAGGCGCGAGGACAAGCGGAAGAAGCAGCAACCGCUCUGUUAUCCGGCGACGGGCCACAAUCGGUGGGCCUUAAUUGUGAUAACGAGGACCAUCGGAUCGUUGCCAUGCAGCAGCAGAGGCAGUCCGAGGCCAACGAGAUGGCCGAUUUACAGUCAAACAGGCUGCACCAGCAGCUACAGGGUGUUGCCGGCAAGCCCCCGUUGCUCACGACCGGCAGCGCGGCCCAACCCCUGCGCCCGGCCGCCCCUGUCACGUCACCCCCAUCGAGGUCCAAGCAGGAGGGCCGCAAACUCUUCCAAUGCCUGGCCACUCUCAUCGCCGGCUCGAUAAUGGCCCAGAGCGGCAUGACCCUGGGCUGGACGUCGCCCAUGUUGCCGAAGCUCGCCCAAAACGACUCGUUCAUCCCGGAGCUGGACGAGGAGGGCGCCGAGGCUUCCUGGAUCACGGCCCUCAUGCCCCUGGGGGCCAUCCUCGGGGCGGUGCCGUCGGGCAAGGCCGCCGACCGGAUAGGCCGGAAACUGGCGAUCGGCAUCACCUCGAUACCGUUCCUCGUCUGCUGGGUCCUCAUGCUCAUCGCGCCCCUGGGCUCGAGCAUCCCCGUGCUCUACACGGCCCGGUUCAUCGGGGGCAUCGGGGCCGGGGCGGCUUGCGUCCUCGUGCCCGUGUACAUAGGCGAGGUGGCCGAGCCCUCGAUCCGGGGCACCCUUGGCACCUUCUUCCCCAUCUUCUUCUCCCUGGGCAUAGUGUUCUCGUACGUGGCCGGCUCCUACCUCACCUACAUCAUGUUCAACGGGCUCUGUUGCCUCAUGCUCGUCCCAUUUCUCGUCUCCGUGGUGAUAUUCCUCCCCGAGUCGCCGAGUUGGCUGGUGCAGCACGGACGUAAGGCCGACGCCUGCCGGGUCCUGCGCUCGCUGCGCGGGCCCUACUACGACGUCAGCCAGGAGAUAGCCGAGCUACUCGAGGAGUCGGAGCAGCUGCAGAUCAAGGAGGGCGGGCUGCGCGACUUGCUCGGCACCAAGGCCGGCCGCAAGGCCAUCGGCACGUGCAUCGGCCUCAUGUGGUUCCAACAGAUGUGCGGCAUCGACGCCGUUCUCUUCUACACCGUGCAGAUAUUCAAGGACGCGGGCAGCUCGAUCGACCCCAACCUCGCCACCAUCAUCAUCGGCCUCAUAGAGGUCAUCAUGGGCAUCGUCGUCGCCGUGACCAUAGACAGGUUCGGGAGGAAGCCGCUGCUCGUGUUUUCGGGGUCGGCGAUGACCGUGUGCCUCGGGAUAUUCGGGUAUUAUUACAAGAUGAAGGAGGACGGGCAGGACGUGAGCUGGCUCAGUUGGUUGCCCCUAGCGUGCAUCGGGAUGUUCAACGUGGUGUUCUCGUUGGGGUACGGCUCGGUGCCGUACUCGAUAAUAAGCGAGCUCUUUCCACCCGAGACCAAGGGCAUUGCCGGCAGCAUAUCCAUCAUGACCAAUUGGUUCCUCGUGUUCGUCGUAACCCGCACCUUUCACAUACUCACGCAUUAUCUUCGCCAAUCGGUCACCUUUUGGCUGUUUUCCUCGGUUUGCGCCAUGUCGGCCCUAUUCGCCCUCGUCUACGUGCCCGAGACCAAAGGCAAGACCCUCCACGAGAUCCAGACCAAGCUCGCCCGGCGCAAGAAACGACCCGGACACCGGCAACCGUCAUCCGAGCUCGAGCCCAAGCCCGUCCCCAUAGCGCCGGCUUGACGGGACCAACUCUCCUCCUGACUCUUAUUACUUUCCUCUUGUUACUAUGAUUAUUAUCAUUAUUAAUACUAUUGUUAUUAUUAUCAUCAUUAUUAUUAUAACUAUAUAAUUUUAAAGCAUCGUCUCUCGAAAUACCGGACGAUCCUCCUCGCGCGUUCGAC
Molecule: messenger RNA, 2154 nt
Organism: Copidosoma floridanum
Lineage: Eukaryota; Metazoa; Arthropoda; Insecta; Hymenoptera; Encyrtidae
Product: trehalose transporter 1-like protein
Biological process (GO): carbohydrate transport; transmembrane transport
Cellular component (GO): membrane
Molecular function (GO): sugar transmembrane transporter activity
Source: RefSeq, a predicted model, not a curated record